Messenger RNA from Zychaea mexicana, 1687 nucleotides. RefSeq lists its product as uncharacterized. The transcript has 8 exons. Gene Ontology annotation, biological process: protein geranylgeranylation. The record is from RefSeq and is a predicted model, not a curated record. Gene Ontology annotation, molecular function: Rab geranylgeranyltransferase activity. Bases 47 to 1486 code for a protein of 479 amino acids. NCBI's taxonomy places the organism in Eukaryota, Fungi, Mucoromycota, Mucoromycetes, Mucorales, Lichtheimiaceae. Gene Ontology annotation, cellular component: cytoplasm; Rab-protein geranylgeranyltransferase complex.
GAAUAAACGCCUUUAUUUUCUAUUCCACACCCCCUUUAAUAAACUGAUGAGCAGUAACGUUCAUGGCCGUGAGCGAGUAAAGGCCUCUGAGGAAUUGGUCAGAAAACGGCGAGAAAGAGAAGCCGUAAAAAUAAAGCAGUAUAAUGAUUUGGUUCAGCAAUGUCAAGAACAGUUUCGAAACGAAAAUUACAACCACGAAACGCUAUCUUUGACGACGCGUAUUCUCGAAAUGAAUCCUGACUAUUAUACCAUUUGGAAUACGCGACGUCUAGUGCUACUACGUGGCAUUCUGGUCGAAAGCCCGCAGAGCCUGAACGAUGUUGAACAGAAUCGCACAACAUACAAGAAGGAACUCGACCUAUUUAUGCAACUGAUACGAAUUAAUCCAAAGUCCUAUUGGAUGUGGAAUCAUCGUCGCUGGUGCCUUGAAACAAUGCCAAAACCCAAUUGGCCAGCCGAACUAGGUCUAGUUGAAAAACUAUUGUCGCUGGAUGCACGUAACUUUCAUGGCUGGACAUAUCGACGAUAUGUGGUUCGGCAGCUGCGUAAGGAAGCAAAAGAGAAAGAGCAAGAUGAAAAGAUUGUGCGAUCCGAGUAUGACUUCACCACCAAGAAAAUCAAUGAAAGCUUUAGCAACUUUUCGGCAUGGUACCAGCGUACACGUCUAUUACCAGAAAUUGUUCAUAACUUAUCUGUUGAUAAAAAGAACGCGAUUGCAAAGGAUGAGUUAUACUUGGUCAAAGAAGCGAUCUAUACGGAGCCAGAGGAUCAAUCAGCAUGGCUGUACUACAGAUGGAUUGUCGGACAUGUUCCCGAUCCCAUUCAAUUCAUUGGAGCUUUCAAGCUCACAUCUUCACCUCUGGUUAUACUCAUUUUUGAUGAUGAUGUCUCGUUUGUGUCUGCUCCUACUAUGAUCGAAGAUAAAACUGAAGAUACAGUUGAAGGAUCGUGGUUACCCGUUGGCCGUAAUUCAUCCUCGAGUACCAGCACUGUCUGGGUAUAUAAGCCGAAAACGGCGAAUUCAAGUCCUGCCACAGUUCGCAUCAGUUCUAGUAACCUUAUGCCUAGCACACGCUCAAAAGCAACCCUAACAACAUCUCUAGAAAGGCCGAUCAUAAAAAUACCAGCAGAUGAUGUCUCUGCUACGUGUUUAGCACGUAUAGAAGAACGUUUGAAAACCGACCAUUGGACACCUUCCACCAAACGCUCCAUUCCAGUUUCUAGUAUCUCCAGCCAAUGCGCAUGGCACACCUUGGACCAUGCAAGAUUGCUCAAGGAAGAGAUUUUUACCGUUAGAGAAUUGUUGGAAAUAGAGCCCAAUAGUAAAUGGGCACUGCAAACCCUUGCUCAUUUUAUAAAUCAACUUCGGCUUUUAGGUAGUUGUGAAAAUACCGAUGACGCCUUAGCAGAAGUAAUUAGCAUUUAUGAGGAUCUAGCAAAAUUGGAUACCUAUCGCCGCCACCGCUAUCGAGAUGCUAGUAAGUAAAUGAAAGAAGCGCAUCAAGUGUUCGUCGACUUACAUGGCAUUAUUUGUAGUAUCUAGUACACAACGCAUACAAAAGUAUCGGUCUUUAGUUAAUUUAAAAGAAAAUGUUGUACCAGACCUUGUCUCUAGCAUAUUAUGCGAUUAUGGUAUAGCUUAACUAUUGAAUAAAUUACUGCUUAGCAACCAUGUUCAUCCUAGUAA